GGAGAGCAGGGAGCAGGCCCUCCUCACCCGUCCGCUACCAUAAAUACGCCUUCACACCCCGCCUCUUCUCCUCGCUCGCAUCAGACCAUUAAUCUCUCUCUCUCAGUCUCUCUCUCUCACAUAGCAACUUUUUCUUCCUCCUCCUCCUCUUCAGAAGAAGGGAGGGCAACAACCGAUCGAGCAAGCAGGCAGCUGAGCAGACAAGACAGAAGAAAGAAACCCAAGACGAGCGCACAGGGCCGCCAUGGCGCGCGAGCAGCUUCACGUCCUCAAUGCUCUUGACGCGGCCAAGACGCAGUGGUACCACUUCACCGCCAUCGUCAUCGCCGGCAUGGGCUUCUUCACCGACGCCUACGACCUCUUCUGCAUCUCCCUCGUCACCAAGCUCCUCGGCCGCAUCUACUACUACCGCCAAGGCGCCCCCGACCCGGGCUCCCUCCCGCCCAACAUCGCUGCCGCAGUCAACGGCGUCGCCUUCUGCGGCACCCUCUCCGGCCAGCUCUUCUUCGGAUGGCUCGGCGACAAGAUGGGCCGCAAGCGCGUCUACGGCAUGACGCUCAUGUGCAUGGUCCUCUGCUCCUUCGCCUCGGGCCUCUCCUUUGGCCACACCCCCACGGGGGUCAUGGCCACGCUCUGCUUCUUCCGCUUCUGGCUCGGCUUCGGCAUCGGCGGCGACUACCCGCUCUCCGCCACCAUCAUGUCCGAGUACGCCAACAAGAAGACAAGGGGGGCCUUCAUCGCCGCCGUCUUCGCCAUGCAGGGCUUCGGCAUCCUCACCGGCGGCGUCGUCACGCUCAUCGUCUCCGCCGCCUUCCGCGCGCGCUUCGAUGCGCCGGCGUACCAGGACGGGGCUCUGGCCUCCACGCCGGCGCAGGCGGACUACGUGUGGCGCGCCAUCCUCAUGUUCGGCGCCAUCCCGGCGCUGCUCACCUACUACUGGCGGAUGAAGAUGCCCGAGACGGCGCGCUACACGGCGCUGGUCGCCAAGAACGCCAAGCAGGCGGCCAGCGACAUGUCCAAGGUCCUCCAGGUGGAGAUCGAGGCCGACGAUCAGGCCGCUGUCGUCCAGGACUACGAGAGAAGAAGAGACUUCGGCCUCUUCUCGGGGGAGUUCCUGCGCCGCCACGGGCUUCACCUGCUGGGCACGGCGACGUGCUGGUUCCUGCUGGACAUCGCCUUCUACUCGCAGAACCUGUUCCAGAAGGACAUCUUCACCGCGAUCCACUGGAUUCCCAAGGCGCAGACGAUGAGCGCCAUGGAGGAGGUGUACCGCAUCGCGCGCGCGCAGACGCUGAUCGCGCUGUGCGGGACGGUGCCGGGGUACUGGUUCACGGUGGCGCUGAUCGACGUGCUGGGGCGGUUCAAGAUCCAGAUGAUAGGGUUCGCGAUGAUGUUGGUGUUCAUGCUGGGGCUGGCGAUCCCGUACCACCACUGGACCACGCCGGGGAACCACAUCGGGUUCGUGGUGAUGUACGGCUUCACCUUCUUCUUCGCCAACUUUGGGCCCAACUCCACCACCUUCAUCGUGCCCGCCGAGAUAUUCCCGGCGCGGCUGCGGUCCACGUGCCACGGCAUCUCGGCGGCGGCGGGGAAGGCGGGCGCCAUCAUCGGCUCCUUCGGGUUCCUGUACGCGGCGCAGAACAAGGACAAGGCGAAGGCGGACCACGGGUACCCCGCGGGCAUCGGCGUGCGCAACUCGCUCUUCGUGCUGGCGGUGUGCAACCUGCUGGGCCUGUGCUUCACCUUGUUGGUGCCAGAGUCCAAGGGGAAGUCGCUGGAGGAGCUGUCCGGCGAGAACGACGACGACGUCCCGGCCGCACACGCCAGAACCGUGCCGGUGUAGAUCGAUCGAUGAACGUACCUGGGAGGCUGGGAUGACGAUUGUGUCAGUCAAGUCGAGUGAGUGAUUAAUUGAGUCGCGUUGGUAUGGCAUGCAUGCUCAAUCCUAGAGUAAAAAAAGAAUGGAAUCGUGAUAAAUAAAUUGAUUACAAGCUAGAGCUGUUGUUACCGAAACGCAGCAGCAGCAGUAGCAAUGUGUAGUAGUACAAUAUAAUGCUGCUACGUACCCAUC
Molecule: messenger RNA, 2071 nt
Organism: Phragmites australis (common reed)
Lineage: Eukaryota; Viridiplantae; Streptophyta; Magnoliopsida; Poales; Poaceae
Product: probable inorganic phosphate transporter 1-8
Exons: 2
Coding region: 245-1843 (532 amino acids)
Biological process (GO): phosphate ion transport; transmembrane transport
Cellular component (GO): membrane
Molecular function (GO): phosphate transmembrane transporter activity
Source: RefSeq, a predicted model, not a curated record